Molecule: messenger RNA, 387 nt
Organism: Chondrus crispus (carragheen)
Lineage: Eukaryota; Rhodophyta; Florideophyceae; Gigartinales; Gigartinaceae
Exons: 1
Coding region: 1-387 (128 amino acids)
Source: RefSeq, a predicted model, not a curated record
AUGCUUGAAAACGCUUCGACGUCAAUUAAGCAUCUCUUCGCGACACUGACCGGGUCACGUGCAAGCACCUUCCAUUCAAUGUGCCGUUUCGGACUCACAAAUGACACCAUUACUCGUCCCGUGUCCUUGAGCGACAACUUUGAUGUCAAAAUUGCAGCAUCUGCCAGUAACUUCACGUUUGCAUAUGCCCUGCCAACCCCUUUACAAAGACUACUGAUUAAGCUCCCCAUCAGGCCAGGGGGAAACGCAUCAACAAACUCAGUAACCAACCGCAGCUCUGACUCCCCAGAGGCGCGCCGACACCGCAGCCAUCUGCCAGCCUUCGGUAACAAAGCCGGGAUCGCAAAUAACUCUUCUUGGUCUGCCGGGAUGUCAUCAUAUCCCUAA